AUGACGGCAAGCUCGCCAUCUGACUGCUGGAGAGCCGUUACUUACGGCGGCAUCUGGUGCCAGGAGCGCGGCUCCGGGCUGCCGGCUGCCGAGCUCCUCUUCUGCGAUAAGUGUGGUAGAGGAUUCCGUCUGUCUUGCCGGCUGCCGAUCGUUGCCAGGGUGGCCUAUGGCCGGUGGUUCUGCCCGUCAUGCACCACCAACAAGGAGAUUAAAGAGUUUCCGUCGAGUCAAACAAAAAUAAUUGAUUUUUUCGGCAUUAGUCGACCGAUUAACGACCUGAAGCCAAAGAAAGAGACUACAAAAAGGCGGAGGAGGGCGGCGCCGCUGGCACUGAGGAAGAAGAGGAGGAAGUUUCUACCAUUCCAGCCGACGGAGGAUGCCCACAGGAGGCUGGAGCAGCUGGCCUCCCUGGCCACCGCCCUCACCACAGUAGGCGCCGAGUUCUGCAAUCAGCUCACCUACCUGCCCCUUGGCGUGGCCGCUCGUUCCGCCAACCGUGCCUCCCUCGAGCCUAGGCGCAUACAAGUCCUCCACAAGCAAGAUGCAGAAACCUUGAAUCUCUGCAAUGAGAUGAUUGCGAGAGGGGAAUGCCCCCCUUUAAUGGUUUCUUUCGAUGAAUAUGAAGGGUUUACUGUUGUGGCAGAUAGUUUCAUCAAAGGGAUGACCCUUCUUGCUGAGUACGUGGGCGACGUAGACUACUUGAGCAACAGAGAGUAUGAUGAUGGAGACAGCAUGAUGACCCUCCUCUUAGCUGCAGAUCCGUCAAAAAGUCUAGUUAUCUGCCCGGAUAAACGCGCAAAUAUUGCGCGUUUCAUCAACGGAAUCAACAAUUAUUUGGAGAGCAGCAGAAAGAGGCAGAACGUUAAGUGCCUGAGGUAUGAUGUCGACGGCGAGUGCAGAGUUCUGCUGGUGACUUUGCGAGGCAUAGCCAAAGGAGAGAAGUUAUAUUAUGACUAUAAUGGGGAUGAGCAUGAAUACCCAACCCACCAUUUUGUUUAG
Messenger RNA from Nymphaea colorata (pocket water lily), 999 nucleotides. RefSeq names its product histone-lysine N-methyltransferase ATXR6-like. The record is from RefSeq and is a predicted model, not a curated record. Lineage: Eukaryota; Viridiplantae; Streptophyta; Magnoliopsida; Nymphaeales; Nymphaeaceae. The transcript has 6 exons. The coding region runs from base 1 to 999 and encodes 332 amino acids. Gene Ontology annotation, molecular function: protein binding.